UGCUGGUAGAAGGGCCGAUCAACCGCGGGACCCCCAACAUUACUUUGUGCUGCUUACUCAGUCCAAUUAUACGCUCCAUCGACGACAGGGCUAGAGGUUUAUAUCUCCGCCGCUAAGUCUACCGAGUCAGUGAAAUGCAUGUACUGCGUACUACUGUACUGUACAUAUUUUGAUACCAGCUGAUCAAAGUAUUUAUCGCUGUUUAAUCCCGAUGAACUCAGUACCACUCCUCUUCCGGGAUCUAUUAACUGCUACAGUUCAGGAUGGUAGGUAGAGGUAAUAGAACAGCAUCAGUAGCCAUUUCUAUAGAACUACGCGGCUUCAAACACAUUUUACUCAGCUUGAAUAGUCCCCUGCAAAAAACACCCAAUCCCAUUCUUGCGGUGGAACCCAGAAUUCAACAUUGAUAACGAUAGCUGGGCCAGCGGCUAGCGGGUUUAGGGAAAGAGAAAAGCACCGAAUGUUUCCGGGUUUAGAAACGGCGCUACACUUUUCGAAAUAUGGCGAGAUAGUUGGAAGGAGGGGAGGGGAACGCGAAGGCUCCCUUCUUCUUAAAUAAUGGUUCCGGGAGCGUACGGUUUUGGGGUUCCUCUCUGGUUGACCACUUUGUCUGAGCUCCAUGUCCCGCUCCUGGAAUCAAAUUCAUUUCUGUAGAAGAAGGCAUUAGGCUAAUUAAAUAUCGUCCUCCCUGCUGUCCCUGCUGUCCCUCCGAGUUCUGUGAGAUACUGUUCUCAAAAACUAUUUUCUGCCGAAGCCGUAACUAUGAGUGCAGAACGCGCAGUCACCACAAAGACCUAUAAACUGAGCGAUGGAAGCGUGAUUCCUGCCGUUGGCUUUGGGGGAAUGCAGUGUUAGCCCUGGCCAUCCGCGCAGUGGCAGACAUGACGCAAAAUGAGCAUCAACUAAGAAAGAAAUAUGUCGAAUAGAUGGCAUGAUCUUCCCGGAUGAAGAUAGGCCCAAAGUCACCGAAAUCCUCAAACAGGCCAUACUUGCAGGAUACCGUUAUAUAGACACUGCACCAAUGUAUGCCACGGAGGACCUCCGAGCCUCAGGUGUACCCCGCUCCGAAUUGACGGUCGUGACCAAGCUCGUGCAAACCCAGCAUCAUGACCCUAAGGCUUCGUUACGCGAGUCCCUGGCGAGGCUAGGUGUCGGUUAUAUUGAUAUCUUCCUCAUGCACUGGCCCAAUGCUUCGGGCGAAGACGGGCGAUGGAGAAGCAUUGAAGAAAGCCCCACGUUCGUGGAGACGUAUAAGAAGAUGGAAAAACUUGUCGGCGCUGAGUGUAGGAGUAUUGGGGUGUGCAACUUUUCACAGAAGACGCUGGACGUGUUGUUGAAAGAAUGCACGAUUAAGCCGGUGGUUAACCUUAUUGAAGUGCAUCCAUACAAUCCAAAUUUGAAGCUCGUUCCGUAUUGUCCGGAAAGAGGGAUUCGGGUAAUCUCUUGGGGACCUCUUGGUGGUGGACCGAAGAGUCUCUAUUUCGAUACCUCGCCUAUGUACUCCCACCCAACCUUGACCUCGCUUGCAUCUCGAUAUAAUGUUUAA
This is a messenger RNA of Blastomyces dermatitidis ER-3, 1546 nucleotides long. RefSeq lists its product as uncharacterized. The record is from RefSeq and is a predicted model, not a curated record. Gene Ontology annotation, molecular function: oxidoreductase activity. The coding region runs from base 932 to 1546 and encodes 204 amino acids. The transcript has 3 exons. NCBI's taxonomy places the organism in Eukaryota, Fungi, Ascomycota, Eurotiomycetes, Onygenales, Ajellomycetaceae.